This is a messenger RNA of Hansenula ciferrii, 1635 nucleotides long. RefSeq lists its product as uncharacterized. Gene Ontology annotation, biological process: transmembrane transport. The coding region runs from base 1 to 1635 and encodes 544 amino acids. Lineage: Eukaryota; Fungi; Ascomycota; Saccharomycetes; Phaffomycetales; Wickerhamomycetaceae. The record is from RefSeq and is a predicted model, not a curated record. The transcript has a single exon. Gene Ontology annotation, cellular component: membrane.
AUGUCUGUCACACUGGGACAAGUCAUCUGGUCUGCAGUCAAACCCAUAAUCAAAAUAUAUUUAAUCAUAGGAACUGGUUAUUUCUUAGCUAAAAGAAAUAUCUUAACUGUGGAAACAACAAGAAAUGUAUCAGAUAUUAUAUUAACUAUAUUAUUACCAUGUCUUGUUUUCAAUAAAGUUGUUACAAAUAUAGAGGAUAGUGAUAUUAAAAACGUUGGUAUUGUUUGUCUUAGUGCUUUGUUGAUCUUUGGUACUGGUGGUGUUUUUGGUCUGGUUACUAAAGUUUUAACUCCAAUUCCAUCAAAUUGGUUUGGUGGAUUAAUGGCUGGUGCUAUUUUCCCAAAUAUUUCAGAUAUUCCAAUUGCUUAUCUUCAGACAUUGGACUCGGGGUUGGUUUUCAAUAAAGAACAAGGUGAAAAGGGUAUAGCUCAUACAUGUAUUUUUUUGACAAUGUUUACAUUAUGUCUUUUCAAUCUUGGUGGGUUUAGAUUAAUGGAGUAUGAUUUUAGAGAUGUUUUGAAUCCUAAGAAUGAUGAAGAAAUUAAUAUAGAAAAUUUAAAGAAAAAUGAAGAACAAAGUACCACUCAUGAUGAUGAUGACGAUGAAGUUUUAGAUGAUGAAUCAGAUUCAGAAAAUUCAAGUUCACAAACCAUAAAAAAUCAAAAUUUAAAUCCAAUAGCAUUAACAACAGAAAAUAAAAGAUCAAAUUCUAUAGACCAACAACAAUUAAAAACCUUAAAACAACGAUCAUUACAACAAAGAAGAAGAUCCUCAACAAGAUCAAGAACUUCAUCAAUACAUAGAUCCUUUACAAACAAUUCUCAACAUUCAUCAUUACAAUCAUAUCAAAGACCUAAAACUACAGAAUUAAGACUAUUACCAUCCCAAAAUGUUGAUGAUAUAGUGGAAGAAUAUUCACAAUAUCCACAAUCUAUCAUAGAAACAGAUAAUCAACAACGUCCAUUAUCCAAGAUUUUAACAACAGAUGUUGGUAUUACAAGUAAAGAUAUCCAAACAAGUGUCCCUCAAUUUCUCAAAAAAUAUCAUUUAGGUAUCCUAAUAUUCUUUAUCAAGAAUUGUCUUAGACCUUGUUCCAUAUCAAUCAUAAUAAGUUUAAUAAUUGCAUUCAUACCUUGGGUUAAAGCUUUGUUCGUUAAAACAACAGUUUCCAUGCCUAAUGCACCUGAUGAAUUACCACCAUUAAAUUUCAUAAUGGAUUAUACAUCAUAUGUUGGAGCAGCUUCAGUUCCAUUUGCAUUAAUUUUAUUAGGUAGUGCAAUUGGUAGAUUAUCAUUAGGAAAUUUAAAACCAGGUUUUUGGAGAGGUGCCCUGUUAUUAGUCUUGUUAAGAUUAUGUAUAAUGCCAAUAAUUGGUGUUCUUUGGGUUAAUAGAUUAGUUUCAUCAGGUUGGAUUUCACCAGAUGAUUAUAUGUUACGAUUUGUUAUUAUGAUUUCAUGGGGGUUACCAAGUAUGACUACACAGAUUUAUUUCACUGCUUUUUAUACUCCAUUGGAUGCUGAGGAAAGAGUUCAAAUGGAUUGUGCUUCUUUAUAUUUAUUAUUACAAUAUCCUAUAUUGGUUAUUUCUUUACCUAUUUUGGUUACUUAUAUAGUUAAAGUACAAUUUAAUAUGUGA